CGUGAACUUCAUUCCAGUUCCCUCACUCACCGUCGAGAAUGUUGCAUCAAGACGUUGGCAGAAUCUCCCAAUAACAACGAAAUACCCUGUCUCUUUGAUACGCACGACCACUGUGUAUAACAUGUCACAACAAGUACCAAAAGCAGCUUUCUUUCGCGCAACAAGUCUAGGUGCCGUGCGAGGCCUACAAUUGACGCGAGUACCAUGGCUCGACCGACUGGGGUUUCAAGCCUCACACUACGUCACGUCAAUGCUACGUCUCUUCACUAGUGGAAUCUUCAGUCACGUAGAAACCUACACCAUGGUCACAAACGCGCUCUACCUUGGCAAUGGUCCAAGCCACGAUGAUGACCUGCGACUAUUCGUGGUCUUCCCCAACUUGAAAGGAGAUAUCCGUAACAACAGCAGACUUUUGGCAUCUUUCUGGCAGCGAUGUAUGCUUCCUGCUAUCGAAGCUUUACAUUCACCACAGAAUAUGUACGAUGAACAAGCAGAUGGGAUGGACUACGUUGCAUACGAUAACGGAGACGACAUGAAGGAAUUGGAUGAAAGUCUUGCUACAUUCGCACUACACACCCCCGUUCAACGCCACGACAGCACGCAACUCUUCUCUCUGGAUCAAGCUUGGGACAGUAUCGAACAGACCGUUGCGAACGACCCGGAUCUCCAGAUUUUGAACGACAUGUUUCUGAUCGUGGCGUGGGAGGCGCCCGCAGUGUCGCCAGGGUCUUGGCAGACUCCGUCCUUCGAACCGUUCCUAAAUCUGGCGUUGAUCGAUCAGCAAUGUGGGAAGACCAUCUACGAGCAGAUUGGCGAACAGCGAUCGGUCCUGAAGAACGACAUGCGGACAAUUUCAAGAAAGAGAUCAGCGACAUUGACGCAGUUGGAGGAUCGACCGGAUGCGAAAAGAACGCAAAGCAUGGACAUGAGCUAGUGCACUUCGUAUGAAGAUGGCUUGACGAUGUCUAUCUACAAAGCUUCCCUCCUUGUGCCGCCCAACUUGCGCAG
This is a messenger RNA of Didymella exigua CBS 183.55, 1008 nucleotides long. RefSeq lists its product as uncharacterized. NCBI's taxonomy places the organism in Eukaryota, Fungi, Ascomycota, Dothideomycetes, Pleosporales, Didymellaceae. The transcript has a single exon. Bases 122 to 934 code for a protein of 270 amino acids. The record is from RefSeq and is a predicted model, not a curated record.